AUGAUCUGGUGGGCGCUGCGGUCCAAGGCUGUACCGGAGGCCUAUAUUGACACUGUCCGGGACAUGUACCGCGAUUCUGAUUCAAUAGUCAGGACCGCUGUUGGUGACACCAACCCCUUCUCUGUCACCGUUGGAGUACAUCAGGGCUCUGUGCUCAGCCCGUUUCUGUUUAGCGUGAUAUUAGACGCCCUGUCAGCCAGCAUCCGAGACUACCAUGAGCAGCCACCGUGGCUAUUCAUGUAUGCUGAUGAUAUCGCGCUGACAGACUCUGAUAAGGGCCGACUUGUCCAGCGGGUGAACAGAUGGAGGGGGUCGCUAGAGAACGGCGGUCUUAAACUAAAUGUGGCGAAGACAGAGUACAUGGCCUGCAAUAGUACAGAUCCUCUACCCGUCCGCAUAGGCGGGGACAUGGUCAAGCGCACGGAUCAAGUUAAGUACCUAGGAUCUGUACUUAGCACUACCGGGGACAUCGACAGCGACGUCAAAGCCCGAAUAUCCGCUGCCUGGGCCAAAUGGCGGGAGAUGACUGGGAGCGGCACAAGCAGGAACUGA
Molecule: messenger RNA, 552 nt
Organism: Cydia amplana
Lineage: Eukaryota; Metazoa; Arthropoda; Insecta; Lepidoptera; Tortricidae
Exons: 2
Coding region: 1-552 (183 amino acids)
Source: RefSeq, a predicted model, not a curated record